UGCCAUGAUAUAUUCCUGAAAAUCUCUCACUAUCAAAUUAAAAGACGGUUGAGCUAUAAUCACAGCUUAAUCCUCUGUAAUCCACAGCUGUACUCAGUUGAGUUUAAAUAGCAGCCAGUGCAAUUACUAGACAGUUGGUUGAAAGCUUUCAAGGAGCGCUCGUCUCAACGGUUUCUUCACAAAAUGGGCAAUGCAAAAAGUGGAGCUCUUUCCAAAGACGUUCUGGAGGAGCUGAAGAUGAACACCAAGUACACAGAGGAACAGCUUUGUGCUUGGUACCAGAAGUUCUUGAAGGAGUGCCCUACUGGUCGCAUCGGUCAAGAGCAGUUUGAACGUAUAUACGCCAGUUUCUUCCCUGAUGCAGACCCGAAGGCUUACGCUCAGCACGUUUUUAGGAGCUUUGAUGCCAACAGCGAUGGGACACUGGACUUUAAAGAGUACAUUGUUGCUCUGCAUCUGACAUCUUCAGGGAAGACCGUUGAGAAACUGGAGUGGGCGUUUGCUUUGUAUGAUGUAGACAGGAAUGGCACCAUUACAAAAAAUGAGAUUCAUGAAAUUGUAAAGUCAAUAUUCAACAUGAUCUCUAAAGAAGACCAGAAAAACCUUCCAGACGAUGAGAACACCCCAGAAAAACGAACAGAUAAAAUUUGGGCCUUUUUUGGGAAAAAAGAAAAUGGUAAAAUAUCAGAGGGAGAGUUCAUUCAAGGAGUCAUGGAGAAUAAGAACAUCCUCAGACUGAUUCAGUUUGAUGAACCCUCAAAGGUCCAAGAAAGGCUCAAAGAGAAGAAGCAAUAA
Misgurnus anguillicaudatus (oriental weatherfish) is the source of this 795-nucleotide messenger RNA. RefSeq names its product recoverin b (gene rcvrnb). The record is from RefSeq and is a predicted model, not a curated record. Lineage: Eukaryota; Metazoa; Chordata; Actinopteri; Cypriniformes; Cobitidae. Gene Ontology annotation, molecular function: calcium ion binding.